GGUUGUUGGGAAACGAGUCGAGCACAAACAGAAGAAAAACGCGUUCGUGGCCGGUAACAAGGUCGAGAAAGUGAAUUUAUAUUAUUGGUUAAAAAGUGCUUUUACCGUAAUAAUCUGCUAUCUAAUAAUGUGAAUUGUAUAGUUCGCCUAUCGCAGAAGGUGAAAGUGAUAAAACAUUUUCGGAAUUCAUGUAGUUCAGCACGGAAAUCUAGCAUGCAAAGUGGUGGAAUGUCUGCACGGUUCCCGGAAUCAAAUCACAGCAAGAUUUUCUUCUUGGUGGUUGUGUUCUUGAGUCGGAUCAAUCUUUGAGGACGAGAAGGAAUGCGGUUCUGAUUUAACGUUUUUGACAGAAAAUUAAUGCGAGGGGAACCAUGUCAACUGAUUCCGAGAGUCAUGAUAGCCGUAAUUCAGCUACUUAUUCAAUACGCUCACUGGACGAAGUCCCAAUUCGGAGAAGUGCAGUUCAAAUCAUUCGUGAACGCAGCACAGAUUCGAUUCAACCGGGAUCGCCUCGAAAAAAAGGAACAAUGCAAAUCACAAAGCUUGUGCUCAAAGAUCCGCCAACAAGUCCGAAGCGUAAACCACCGUCGAUGGUUAUCAAGUCUAUUCAAACGUUUACCUCCUCGGCUGCCAUAACUGAAAAUGGUCAUGUUUUGCAACAUCACAAACACUCAUUAAGUGUGGAGGAUGAAGCUAAACCUGCAACUCAAGGGGAGGGAUACAGAAUUCUUCCCCUUCCGCAGACAAGCUCCAGUCGACUCAAGGAGGAAUUCGAAGCAAAAAAGAACGAAAGAAAUCAAGCGAGUAGUGAAUUUCAGAAUUAUUUACUAGAAAGUAUCCAGAAGGAGAAUGUGACCAAGGCGGCCUUUGAAAUUUCUAAGGCAACGAGCAUGAGCAGUGGUGACUCGAUUCAGAAGAAUAUCACUGAAAACAACAAAUCUGACAGUUCUACCAAAAAUGCCAGCAAUAGUAACAGCAACUCUGAUAAGCCAAGUUCUACAAAGUCUGUAACUGCGUCGGAAAUUGGACAAAUGUCGGAAGAAUCGAAACCUUCAGAUAUGCCUAAAGAGUUAGUGGAGCCGAUCGUACAGAAGCGUCCGUCGCGUCCGAAAACGACGGACAGCAGAAAAUCAACUUCGGAACCCAAGAAAGAAAAAGAAAAAUCAUACGACCCUCAAAAAGCCCGAGAGUUUAUUAAAGAGCAACAGGCGAAGCGUAAGCAGGACAAGAAAGCAUUGGGUCCACAAACCAACAAAAAGGAAUUGAUCAAGAAGCGACUAGACGAUCUCAAGAAAAAUACGCAGGUGCUCGUGUCAAAAAAUGUGCAGAAAGCUCGUAAACGAUCGCUUUCGGCUUCCGGAACAGGUAGUCAAAAAUCCGGUGCUGCUCCUGUAAAAGUUGCAGAACGAAGUAAAACGCCUCCCGUAAAGCCGUUGAGAAAAAGUGUUUCGACUUCUUCACUCCAACCAGCUCCAGCUCCGAAUACGGCCAAGUCGGAUUCCGGUAAGUCUUCAGUAAACAGUAAAGAGUCCAAACGAAGGUCUUCUUUGCUGAAAGCAAAUCUUACUGAAAAGAUGGGAAUCAUGCGGAAACCUGACGAAGUUGCACUGGAAGAGGUCAUGAUGAGUCCGUUGAGAUUAAAAACUCCACCGAAUCCAGCUCAACAGCCUGCAGUAAAAAGUCCAUCAAAGCACCUUGAACAGGAUCGAGACGAAUCAAUUGAGAUCUCACCCGAGAAGCGUGUAUCUGUUUUGGAAGAAGAGCUUAAGCUGAAGGUUCCGGAAAUAACGCUUGUGCCCGACUCAACUAUGAAACCACUUCAAGUAACUCCACCACCAGACAAGAAAGAAUUCAGACCAGUACCUCCGUGGUUGAAGCACACUUUGCUGCAGCCGGAUCCCUACCCAUUUAUAAUGGCCGUUCGAAAAAAGCUGGAAGCGAUUCGUGGCAUGAAUCCGAAUCAAACUGCGCGCCCCAAUGAAUCAAUCAUUCCUAAGAAAAUUGAAGAGACUGUUCCAAGGCGUUCCAAAACUACAAACAGUCAAAAGUGUAUUGAUUAUUUGGAAACGCUGAAAUCUGUGCCUUACGUUAACAAGCCAUCAUCCGAAAUCGAACAGAAUAUUUCGUCAGUUUUACUUCAUCACUCAGACUCUAAUACUACCUCGGAGAUAAGCUCUAUUAAGUCGGACUUUGCCUUACCACUGCCACCAUUGAGUAGCACUAAAUUUGACACCACUCAUGCGGCUACUCGGGAAUCUAUUCGCCCAGAACUAACGGGUCCAAUAAGCCCCCUUUCUGUAGAUCGCAUAUCGAACCUCAAGAUUACCGCCAAUAGCUCAGCGUUCGAUCGGAGCAUCAACGUUCACCGUGGGGACCACAUGCCCAACGCGGAACUAAUACCCGACCGAGUCUCCUUCAACAACCGCAACGUUCAUCCGGAAAAUUUGCGCCAAAGCCAACUCAGUCUUAACACCUCAGAAAAGCAGCAACACUUUUUGCAGAAACCUACGGAAAAGACAAUAAAGGAACUCGAGUACCAAAAGAUGCUUGAAGCCUUCAAUCGCAGCCUUACACAAGUGAUCGAAGUUAAUCAGCAACUUUAUUCCGCCCUGAAGAAGCCUGUAGAUUCCGUACCAAUGGAGCGGAUUAAAAUCCGCGACGAAAUGACCCAAACCACUCCGGUUCCCUCAAUCGUUGCCAACGCUUCCGGAAAUUCCAACUAUAGCGAAGACUUUGAACGAUCUAAUGACUCUAAGCUGCCGUCCAACCAGCAUCCUCCUGAUUCAACUCAAUCAACACCGGAGAAAAGCUCAAUAUCGAUAGCCACUACAACAUCCUCCUCAUCGACCGGCCCGCUUAGCUCCACCAGCCCGGAAGAAAGUCCCACCGGUAAAACCCAAUCAAGCGAAUCACAAUCGCAACUGCUCGAUUCCAAAUCGCUCAGCCUGUCGGACAGCCACAACACGAAUCCACCCAUGCCAGAGGAGUACCUUCCCUCGUUCGAGGAAAGCCUUCGCCAAAAGCAACAACUACUAUCGAACUCCACGGAAGCCGCAAACAAAAUCGAAAUCCGAAUCGAGCCUGCUCACAGCUCGACCAGCAUCGAAACACAAAUCAGCGACGAAGCUCCGGUAGCAUCCACAACCCUGCGGGACACCCUCGACCACUCGAAGAGUCUGGAAUCCAUCAGCAUGCUCAUUUCGGAACGGAGUGAAGCAUUGAACGAUCAAUCGCCGAAAGAGCAGUACGAAAUGGAAAUACUCAAAGCUGCUUACAGUUCCAGCGCAGACGACUCCGAACUGGAAGCCAUCGAAAUGGCAACGAAGGCAACGGGCAUCGGAAACGACACCACGAUGGGCAGCGACAUCAUGGCAGUGUUCAAUCGGACCGAUAUGGAACUGUCGGUUAUGUCUACCACCAUUUCGGAGACGAAUCUGAGCUAUUCCACGAUUGGAUUGUACGAUCAACUGAUCCAGAGCGAGAAGUGCAAAGGAGAUCAGCUGGCUGCUCACGCUCGGCUUAAGGAAAAGGCACUACUCAACCGCACAAAAGGUCAGCUUGCGUGGUUAGAACUGCAGAAACAACGUUAUAGGGAACGCGGUAUGCUGGAACAAAUAAGCGUAAUCAAGAAAAAGCAACGUGCCAUCCUGAUGCGACUAGAAAAGGAACGUGCUGAUUUAAACAAAUUUAAAAAAUUCACCCCGGAUGUCUCCUCCAGAAGCACCGUCCGUUCACCCAUGACUCCUAAGUCGCUGGAAAAAUUGAACUCGUUUUCGUCACACAAUUCCAACCAGAUUUCGCUGAGGAAAUCGAGCAGCGGCAGCGGUAAAAGUGAUCAACGCAAUGCCUCGCUUCUUGGGGCAUCGCCAACGCCUGCGCGAAAUAGCGAUCUGAUGUCUCAGAACAGAAUGGUGACCAGAACUACUACUACGACGAUUUCCAAUGCGCAGCUUCAGCUAAUGAUGACGACCGGAGCUGUUCGCGGAAUGGAACUGCAGCCUAGUGAUAGCUUAGAAAACAUACUGCAACGACGGGAGGAGGAACUUCAAAAACGGCGGCAUCAUGUCCAGACACUGCUCGAGUGGCACCAGAAACUCGAUCGGGAAGAACAGGAAAUCCUGGACAUCGAAAGAAACCUGCUUCAGUACAAUCAGCGCAAAAUUGCCGAAAGUCAAGUGGCCGACGAGCACACCCUCAACCGCAUCCGAAGCAUCGAGAAAAGUUUGAAAACGCUGCAACAAAUACCGGAAACUAAAUCAUCGGACAAUGACGAUGAUGAAGUGCAUGCAAGUGGGAAUAGGCUCAACCGGCUAUGGCAUCGUUUGACAGGAGUAAAGGAAAGCAGAUAUGAACCGGGAGGGAGAUAUACGUUAACGAAGGCAAACUUGGAAAGUUUAUACGAAGAUGCAAAGCAGCGAGUAUUGGAAGGGUUCAGGCAAAACAGCAGCAUGAGGAAAGCACUGCUAGAACAGUCAACAAGUGGGAUGAAUAGCAGCGGAAGCGCCGCUGAAAGGAAUAUGAGUGGGAUCGGUGAUCUAAAAAAUGUUAGUGCAGAGCAUAUUCAUACGUCAAUCGACUCCAGUGAAGGCAGUUCCUUUCAAACAACGGUCAACUCGGCUGAAUUGAUACAUAAAACAUCCCAAAUUGUAAAUAUGGCAAAAGAAGAAGUGGAAACGGAAACAAAGGAUGACAGUGAGAAUGAUGAACGAAGCAGUCUCAUAGAUGUGGAGGAGAUCAUAUCACGUGUAAGCGACAUUACGGAUAACAUAAAUGGUUUCCUAUCUUCCACAACCAACAUAGAUGAACUGUUGCAGCAUGAAGAACAACAAAAGCAUCAAUCCACUUCAGUGGAAUUCCAUACCAUAGAAGAAGAGCAGGACUCUGGCAGUCAUCCUAAGUUAAGUUCAGAUACGUACUCAGUCACCUUCGACAUUCCUACAAUUGAGGAUAACCGAAUAGCUCUUUCGGCGGAAGAUAGUCAACUGCUGAUUGAAGAUACGUCGCUCCCGCCUAUGAUGAAUGACGAUUCCUUGUUAAAUGAAGAAACCAUUUCCGACUCGAUGGCAGACUCAAUUGAAAAGGUAUCUGAAGACAUACCCGAUAACGUUUCCUUAGAGGAAGCAAGUUCCUCUACGGCAACAACGCCAACCACCGCAGAAGAAACAGAAACUGAGUGUAACGAUACUCCGGUUGAAGGGGCGUCUAAGGAUUCAACAACAUCGGAUCUUGAAAAACGUCUCAUCACACUGAAUGAAAAUUUGGGUGAUCUCAAUGCAGGCUUUGAGCGAGUUUCUGUAAUACGAUCCCCAGAAGUUCCAAAAGUGGAUCGACAGCAAUCGCCAGAAAGUGAAAUAAUCACAUCUUCCAUCGUCGAGGAGGAAUACUCCACGGAUAUGGAUUUUGUCGCUGAAGAGCUAAGUAUGGACAAAAAUUCGUUUCUGGAUGAUACGACCGCUUUAAAGAGCAAGGAUUUACCGCUAGCAGGAGAAAUCGUUGAAAGCCAUAAGAUCGAAAUCAAGAUUCGUAAUAAGAACGUGAAUGAAAAUUUUCCUCACUCAUCCACAGUGAAUGUUCCCUCCACUUCCGGUGUUUCCAGUUUCUCUUAUCUGACUCCACCAGCGCACGGUCCCAGUAACUCCACUCAAGCAAGUGUUAUUCCCAACCGAAUGCCAGACAUCAUCAACGAAGCCGAAGUACUCCGCCGGCAACAGCUGCAAAUCGAGCAAGAGAUCAAGCAAUUGGAACAACAGGUCGUUUUCUUCCGUGAAAUCCCCAAUAAACCUCCACCGCCAUACAUCCCUCCAGCAAACGGGAGUCCUCUAGCACUCAUCUUUCCACCGGAGUCGCGAAUUAAUGACCUUAUCGAAACGCGCACAAAGGAACUGUAUUUUGAUGAACCAACUCAAGAAAAGCUUCAGGCCGACAACGUAACCAACAUCUACGAAAAGCUUAUCCUGGAUAUGUGCAAAGAGCUGUACACGGACGUACGUUCCCCAAAAGAGGACGUAUCAUUCCGCACGGUUAAACUCGAGAAGCGUCCUCUGACUUUCUACAACCCACCCGAUCGCCUGAUCUGCGUUCAAAAUUAUAUGAAGCAGAAAAUCAAACGGAUCCUUAACGAGGAUUUUUUGCUUCAGCAACAACAGCAACAGCUAAACCUCCACCAUUGCCCGGUGCCGUUCCUGAUGUUCGCAGGAAGCAGUGCCAAGCGCAAGCGGGAUCAGGUGGACGAGAUUCUGGCCCAGGAAAUGUUUGACGAGGAAGCGCGUUGGACCAAUUUUGACCGCGAAGAAAUUGAAGUGAAGGAACGUAUCGUGGGCGAAGUGACCAAGCUGCUGGUGGCGGAUGCGUUCAAGGAUAUGGAGGAGGCAUGGAAGGAGAAAAACGGGAACAGCGGCGAAAGUGGCAGCAACAGUACUUUGGUAGAAGAGCUGGUAGAGGAGUAGAACUGAUAAUCUUCUAGGUUUCUGAUGUGUAAAACAGAAUAGACAGAAGGAAAAUCAAAUGUGAUGUUUGAAAGUGCAUUUCAAUUUUAUACCUUUUUAAGGUUAGCCAGUAAGGAUUUUUUUAAAUAAUUUUAAGAAUGUUUUUUUUUUCGUUUUUGAUAGUAUUUGACUAAUAUACUAUCGAUAGUUUCUUAAUUUAGUUUUGAAGUACUUACUACUACAACAUUCAGCUACAAAUGAUUUUAAUUUUUGCUCAAUUUUACAACUAUUUUUUGCUUGAGGAAGAGAUCUGAUUAUAGUUAAUUAGUCAUUAAAUGAUAUAUAAGCUACUGAAGUACUGCUUUAAUUUUAACAUAGAAGCAAUAUAAAAUUGAGAAUGUGUAUGUUUUUUUUUUAAUCCAAGUGAAUUUAGGGAUGUAUACCCCAGUUCUACACAGAGAAGGGUCAAAGACCACUUCUAGGCCCAACCGAAGGACUUUCAACAAUUUUUUAUUUUUUUUUGAAUAUAUUGUUUAAACUAACUUAUCCACAAAACGAAAAACAAAGUAAGAACAAUUUAACUUGAGGACAAACAUGGAAAUAAAAUAAAACACGUUAAAAGAG
Molecule: messenger RNA, 7049 nt
Organism: Armigeres subalbatus
Lineage: Eukaryota; Metazoa; Arthropoda; Insecta; Diptera; Culicidae
Product: centrosome-associated protein 350-like
Exons: 6
Coding region: 372-6446 (2024 amino acids)
Source: RefSeq, a predicted model, not a curated record